GCUUCCUUGUUCCUUGAACUGUUUUGCUCUUAGUUGAUAUAGUUUGAGGUUAUGCUAUUAUGAUGAUGAUCUUGUCAUAAAACAACUUGUUCUAAUUAUAAAAGAGUCUAUUUCACAUAAAAUAAUAAACUUUAAUUAAUUCACCGUUUUUUAUAUUUCAAACCAACAGGCCAAAUAAUUGAAUGAACGUGAUAAUAAUUGAGAUUUUCAACCAUAAUAGAUACAUUUGUUGACUGAUGAUACCCGUUACGAAUUCUUUUGCCCAUCACUCUCCAAGUGCGGCCAGCAAUAAUAAUUCUGCCUCAUCCAAUAGUACAAAAUCAAAUGCUAAGCCGAACUAUUCUUUGAAAUUCACUCUAGCUGGACAUACAAAGGCUGUUUCAUCAGUGAAAUUCAGUCCAAAUGGAGAAUGGCUGGCUAGCUCUUCUGCCGAUAAGUUAAUCAAAGUUUGGGGUGCUUACGAUGGUAAAUUUGAAAAGACUAUCGCGGGACAUAAGCUUGGAAUUUCUGAUGUGGCAUGGUCCAGUGAUAGCAGAUUGCUGGUUAGUGCUUCAGACGACAAGACUUUGAAAAUAUGGGACCUUAGCACGGCGAGAUGUUUGAAGACGUUAAAAGGACACAGCAAUUAUGUAUUCUGCUGCAACUUUAAUCCACAGUCUAAUCUAAUUGUAUCUGGCUCUUUUGAUGAAAGCGUGAGGACAUGGGAUGUGAGAACUGGAAAAUGUCUGAAAAUUCUUCCAGCUCAUUCGGACCCGGUCAGUGCAGUCCACUUCAACAGAGAUGGCUCAUUGAUUGUCUCAAGUAGCUACGAUGGACUCUGGUUAUGGAUAGUAUCAGGUUCAGAAGACAAUUCUGUGUAUAUAUGGAAUUUACAAACAAAGGAAGUUGUUCAGAAAUUACAAGGUCAUACAGAUGUUGUUCUCUGUACUGCUUGUCACCCGACUGAAAACAUCAUUGCUUCGGCGGCAUUGGAAAAGGACAGGACUAUCAAACUAUGGAAAAGUGAUAUUUAACCAAGAGCAUGAAUAGAAAAACAAUAGAUAUUACUAUUUGUAAAUAUUAUGAUUUUUCGAUUUUAUAUCAUACAUUCAUUUUCAAUAACUAUGCCAAUGAUCUGAAUCAUUCAAAUUUAAAAAUGCUUCUCAUUUAUUUCACAGUAUGUAUUUUAUUUUUCAUUUAUAAAUACUUCUUAUAGAAUUGUUA
This is a messenger RNA of Nilaparvata lugens (brown planthopper), 1203 nucleotides long. RefSeq names its product protein will die slowly. Bases 237 to 1013 code for a protein of 258 amino acids. Gene Ontology annotation, molecular function: protein binding. The transcript is spliced from 8 exons. Lineage: Eukaryota; Metazoa; Arthropoda; Insecta; Hemiptera; Delphacidae. The record is from RefSeq and is a predicted model, not a curated record.